Messenger RNA from Malaclemys terrapin pileata, 2720 nucleotides. RefSeq names its product very long-chain specific acyl-CoA dehydrogenase, mitochondrial-like. Bases 737 to 2641 code for a protein of 634 amino acids. Lineage: Eukaryota; Metazoa; Chordata; Testudines; Emydidae. The record is from RefSeq and is a predicted model, not a curated record. Gene Ontology annotation, molecular function: fatty-acyl-CoA binding; flavin adenine dinucleotide binding; very-long-chain fatty acyl-CoA dehydrogenase activity. The transcript has 22 exons.
UGAACUCACAACGCUGGGUUUAGCAGGCCAAUGCUCAAACCACCAAGCUACCCCUCCCCUCCUUUUAUUUAAAUUAAAAAUGGAUUAAGAUGAGGGGAGAGGUCCUACACUGAGCCAAUUCCAGAGUUAGCCACAUGCCAUUGUGUUCACUUAACUUACACGUACAAAUAUCCCAUUGUGUGCACCCAGUUUGCUCUUUUAGUGCACACAUGAGCACUUGGACACAUAACUGGUCCUGUGCACAUGCAAACACCAGAUCUGGGUGGGCUUACUGGGCACUUCCAUGCAUGACUAGGCAUGUGCAAAGGUGUGCUUGCUGUUGGAUGUGCUGCACUUUGAAAAUCUGGCUCCAUAUCUUUACUUUUUAGAGUUCACCAGAAGGUGACUUGUUCUCCUUUGUCACCAACUGGAACCAGGCACCAAGCUGUGGAAGCCAAAAACUCCUUGUAGCCACAUAAAAAGCACUAGUGAAGUCAGUACAAACUAAAACUUCAUACAGACAAUGGCGUGUUUAUGCUGCUCUAUUCACUAUACACUAAAAUAGUGGGUGAGAAGAAAGUGACUUCCGCAGAAAUCUCUUGCAGACAGAGGGCAAAAAUCCCUGAAAUGAGUCGGAGAAACUAAGUUUUUUUUGGAUGAGGCAGAAAACUGAGGUCAUGGUGACCUGUGGUUAUUAGAGCCCAUGAAACAUCUUGCAAGCAGAGAGGAAGGGAGCUGAGCAGCGCCGGCAGAGAGAAUGCUUCGUUUGAUCAGGACUAGACUGAGUGCCAGCUGGUGGAGGCAACUUUGGGCACAAGCUCUGGCUACGCCCCACUUCAGGCUGACAUCACCUCCGUACUAUAUAACACAUCAAAAAGGGAGAUACUCAAGUCAAGCGAACAAGGAAUCCACAUCCUUUGUCAUGAACCUGUUCAAUGGGCAGUUUGUACCUGACAAUGUUUUUCCUUUCCCCUCAGUGCUCUCAAUGGAGCAGACGCAGUCCCUGCAAGCCCUGGUAGAUCCCUGCACCCGCUUCUUUGAGGAGGUUAAUGAUCCUGUGGAGAACGAGAAGCUGGAGAGCAUUGAGACGGCCACCCUGGCAGGGCUGAAGGAGAUGGGAGCCUUUGGGCUGCAGGUGCCCGAGGAGCUGGGGGGAAUUGGGCUGACGAACACCCAGUAUGCUCGGGUUGUGGAGGUGGUUGGAGUGCAUGACCUUGGUGUGGGCAUAAGCCUUGGUGCUCACCAGUCAAUCGGCUUUAAGGGAAUCCUGCUCUUUGGGACCCAGAGUCAGAAGGAGAAAUACCUGCCCAAGCUAGCAUCUGGAGAGACCAUGGCCGCCUUCUGCCUGACGGAGCCAUCUAGUGGCUCAGACGCGGCAUCUAUUAAAACCGUCGCCGAGCUCAGCGAGUGUGGGAAAUUCUACACGCUGAACGGCGGGAAAAUAUGGAUCAGUAAUGGAGGGACAGCUGAGAUCUUCACAGUGUUUGCCAAGACCCCGGUAAAGGAGCCAACAGGGGAAGUGAAGGACAAAAUCUCAGCCUUCAUUGUGGAGAGAGCAUUUGGGGGAGUGACCAGUGGCCCCCCGGAGAAGAAGAUGGGGAUCAAGUGUUCCAAUACAGCUGAAGUGCACUUUGACAACGUGAAGGUGCCAGCAGAAAAUCUGCUUGGGGAGCUCGGAAAAGGCUUCCUGGUUGCCGUGAACAUACUGAACAACGGGCGCUUUGGGAUGGCCUCCGCCCUGUCAGGCACCAUGCGUGGAGUGAUCGUCAAAGCUGUUGAUCAUGCCGCUAAUCGUAAGCAGUUUGGAAACAAGAUCAGCAACUAUGGGGCUAUUCAGGAGAAGAUUGCACGGAUGGCCAUGCUGCACUAUGUUACAGAGUCGAUGGCCUACGUGGUGAGCGCCAACAUGGACAUGAAGGUGCCCGAUUACAAGCUCGAAGCUUCAAUCAGCAAGAUUUUUGCCUCGGAAGCAGCCUGGUACGUCACAGACGAGUGCAUCCAGGUCCUUGGAGGAAUGGGAUACAUGCAGGAAACUGGUGUCGAAAGAGUCUUGAGGGACCUGAGGAUUUUCCGCAUUUUCGAGGGCACCAAUGAUAUCCUUCGCUUGUUUGUGGCACUGACGGGCAUUGAGUAUGCUGGGGUCCAGUUAAAGAAUCUGCGAACAACUAUCAUGAAUCCAUCAGGGAAAACUGAGACCAUCCUAAAAGAUAUCGGGAUGAGAGCAAAGCGUAAAGUUGGGAUUCCCACUGGCUUGUCUCUGGAGGGAAUCGUUCACCCAGGCCUGGACAACAGUGCACACCUGGUGACGAAGGCCAUUGACCUGUUUGGUGAAGCUGUUGAGAGCCUCCUGCUGAAGUACGGCGAGAAGGUGAUAGACGAACAGUUUCAUCUGAAACGCGUGGCCGACGCUGCCAUUGACAUCUAUGCCAUGGCUGUGGUGAUCUCCAGGGCCAGCCGCUCUCUGUCUCUGGGACAACCCACCGCUGAGCACGAGAAGCUCUUGUGUCAAACGUGGAGCCACGAGGCAUUUGAGCGAGUGAGAGAGAAUCUCCGAGCAGUGAAAUCUUCUACAUGGAAUCAAUCCUUUGCUAACAUGAAGCUAAUAUCUAAUGCUGUUGUACAGAACCAAGGGAUCCUAGCCACGCACCCUCUGGGCUUCUGAACAGAAAUGCUGCUUUGGUUGACAAUGAGCAACAGCUACAAAUCCUAUUAUACAGAAAAAUAUUACAUUACACACCGUU